CUCCUUUAUCGCUGUCGCCGCAGCCGCGGAGGCCCGGAGGGAGGGAGCCGCGUCUCCGCCCGCCGCGCCGCCAGUCCGACCCUCGGCCCCGCCGCGUGAGCAGCCAGCCGAGUGGAGCUCGGCGCAGCCGCCCGAGCUGCGGCCGCCCCCUGUGCAGGUGCCUGUGAGGAGGCGCCCGGGCCGCAGCCGCGGUCCGAGCCGGCCGGCCGCGCACUCGCUGCCCGCGCUCCUGAGGGACUGCCCGGCCCGAGGAGGCCGCCGCGGGGCCCGGGACUCAGCAUGAAUCGCAGCCACCGGCACGGGGCGGGCAGCGGCUGCCUGGGCACCAUGGAGGUGAAGAGCAAGUUUGGAGCUGAAUUUCGUCGAUUUUCACUGGAGAGAUCAAAACCUGGAAAAUUUGAGGAGUUUUAUGGAUUACUGCAACAUGUUCAUAAGAUACCCAACGUUGACGUUUUAGUAGGCUAUGCAGACAUCCACGGAGACUUACUACCUAUAAAUAAUGAUGAUAAUUACCACAAAGCUGUGUCAACGGCCAAUCCACUGCUUAGGAUUUUUAUACAAAAGAAGGAAGAAGCAGACUAUAGUGCCUUUGGUACAGACACGCUAAUAAAAAAGAAGAAUGUUUUAACCAACGUGUUGCGUCCUGACAACCAUAGGAAAAAGCCACAUAUAGUCAUUAGUAUGCCCCAAGACUUUAGACCUGUGUCUUCUAUUAUAGAUGUGGACAUUCUCCCAGAAACGCAUCGUAGGGUUCGUCUUUACAAAUAUGGCACUGAGAAACCCCUAGGAUUCUACAUCCGGGAUGGCUCCAGUGUCCGGGUGACACCACAUGGCUUAGAGAAGGUCCCAGGUAUCUUUAUAUCGAGGCUUGUCCCAGGAGGUCUCGCUCAAAGCACAGGACUAUUAGCUGUUAAUGAUGAAGUUUUAGAAGUUAAUGGCAUAGAAGUUUCAGGGAAGAGUCUUGAUCAAGUAACAGACAUGAUGAUUGCCAACAGCCGCAACCUCAUCAUAACAGUGAGACCAGCAAACCAGAGGAAUAAUGUUGUUAGGAACAGUCGGACUUCCGGCAGCUCCGGCCAGUCUACUGAUAAUAGCCUUCUUGGCUAUCCACAGCAGAUCGAACCAAGCUUCGAGCCAGAGGAUGAAGACAGUGAUGAAGAUGACAUUAUUAUUGAAGACAAUGGAGUGCCACAGCAGAUUCCAAAAGCUGUUGCUAAUACCGAGAGCCUGGAAUCCUUAACACAAAUAGAACUCAGUUUCGAGUCUGGACAGAAUGGUUUUAUUCCCUCUAACGAAGUGAGUUUAGCACCCGUAGCAAGUGGCACAAACACAGAAUUUGAAACACACGCUCCAGAUCAAAAACUCUUAGAAGAAGAUGGAACAAUCAUAACAUUAUGAAACCAUUGUUUGAAUGUUUUCUGAGUGAGGGUGCCAUGGGGACUUGUACAUUUGGCUAGUUUAAAGCAUAUAUACCUCUGAACCAGUGAUGUGGAAUGGGCAUGAGAAAAAUAAUAUUGCAAGCUUAGAAUGUUAUUACAAUAGUAGUUUGAUAAUUGUUAAUAUAAACUUUGGUGGAUCAGAGGUGAAUUUAACUCUAAAAACAAAGGGGCCUUUGCUGAUGAAAUUAUGUGCUUUUGUUAUUUUGUCUGUGGAGAACUGGAUGUUAAAGCACAUUCUCAGAACUAUGUGAGAGGACUAGAUCAUUUCUGCUUGAAGUGGUUGCAUACUUAACCUGCUGUGCAGAGCCCAGUUAAUUUUUCCUUUAAUAUAUUUUAAAAAUUCUAAUGUGAAGAAGUCUGAUUCUCUCUCUUUUGGUACAUUGGGGGCCUCAACUGUUAUGUUCCCAGUAUUUUAUUUUGAUUUUUUUAAUGUUCCUCUGUUACUACUUUUAACAAAUUAUUUUCUAAAUGUAUUUUUUUCUAAUUUCUGAGAAAUCCAACCACUUGGCUGUUUUCAGGAGUUCCUUCCCAUGUUAUAAAGUGUUGAAGCUAUGUUCCUAAAUUAUGAAACUCUGCAACGUUUGUUCAGGUUGGUGUUUGUCCAUGCUAUAGCUUUCAUAUUUACAAACUAAUUCCAUAUGGGUAUAAUUUAUGUUUUAAAGGCAAUUCCAAUGACUCUGGAAAUAGGGGAGACUCUCUUUUAACCUAUUCUUGUCCUCAUUCCCAAUCUCGUUGGAAAUCAUUCCUUUUGUUGUUAGUGUGUAUGUUUUGUUGGUGUGCUUUUAUACUCUUUAUGUAUUCAAGUUUGAAUCAUUUUGGAUUAAAAAUGCACCCAAAUUAAGAGAUUUUUACACACAGGACAAACUUGUGCACUUUUUAUAUUAAUACAAAAAAAUUGGGUUUUCCUUCAAUGGGAUUUGUAGAAACACUGCCUACACUUUAUGAAAAAUAUGUAGUAUUCUCCUAUGACAGGUAGAUCUUAUCACUAUUAAUUUUAUGAGGCUAUUUAUUACUUUCCAGUGCAUAUCCACUUAGAACAUGUUAAGAGUAAGGCUGCUAACUUUCAUUCCUUGCCUGAUUUCAUUGUACAAUGUGCACAAGCACAAUGGUAUGCUUGUAUAUAGAAACUAAGAAUAUUAUGAAGUCCAUAAGUUCCCUGUGGCUUAUGAAGAGUUAUUUAUUAAUUAAUUUUAUGGUAGGACUAGUAUGAAUACCUUUUUAACAAUUGUGUGCUGUUAAUGAAGAUUCAAAUGACUCCGUUUUGAAGGAUGUUUUCUCUAUAUGGUAAAAUAUAUGAAGAAGUCUUGAUUCAAUGAAGAUCACUUGACUCAGAAUACUUAAUGUGUUCUGUUCACAUUACCAUUAAGCAUAUUAUCAGUAAACUAUUAACUGACUGCACAUUAUAUAAUACACUGUACUUUUUGUUGAAUUCACCGUUCUUCCAUUUAUAUACCACUUUUUUUGUUAAUGGCAUUCCGGCUUUAGCAUUCUGUGAGUCUUAUAAAUUUGAUUCUUGAAUGGCAAAAUAAUGUUAGUAUGUAGAAGGUUAAAUUUCAUUUUUAUAAUAUAAGUGGUGCAGGGGUUCAGCAUUUUAAGUAAAAAUAUUUUUACACACUACCUCUCUCUCUCUCUCUCUUUUUUUUUUUUUAACAAAGUUUUAACAUCAGAACUUUUGGGGGAAAAAUACUUCAGGGCUUGACUUUUUGUACAAAUCUUAACUAUAAAAUACAGAUUUAUCUUGUAUGCAUUCAUGAAAAUAGAAAUCGAAGCUGCUAGUACUUUUUGUUUUAAUUAUCCUGUUAAGGGUAUAUGUCAAUGGUGUUUUCAACUAGAUCUCUGUCAUUUAAAUUACUGGUGAAAUAAUUGAUUACUAGACAUUGUAAAGCCAAUAUUGGCUAUACAAUAAAAUAUCAAUUCAUUGGUAGUCAGAAUCAAUUAUUUCAAGUGCACCAUAUUAACAAAAAUCAGUGGACCCAGUGUAAAAUUUUAUAGUACUAAAUGUCAAGCCUAACUGUGAAUUUUGUUCUGUAUCUUAAGUAAAUUUAUGAUAAUGUUCUUGAGCUAUCAACAAAAUAUAUGUACUUUUGUGAACUAUGAAUUUUCUAAUUAAAUUUUACAUGCUAUAACAUGAUUUUUACAUGAAUGAUACUUUAAACUAUCAAAUGUCAGUAUUUUACUACAAUUUUAUUAUAAAAUGUACAUUAUCACUAAAUGAACUUUGAUUUUAAAAAUCAAAUUAGCUUUAGUUGUAUAUUAUUUUUUACAAAUAAAGAUAGACUUGUAUAAAGGCUA
Molecule: messenger RNA, 3731 nt
Organism: Lemur catta (Ring-tailed lemur)
Lineage: Eukaryota; Metazoa; Chordata; Mammalia; Primates; Lemuridae
Gene: PARD6B
Product: par-6 family cell polarity regulator beta
Exons: 3
Coding region: 280-1398 (372 amino acids)
Biological process (GO): regulation of cellular localization; establishment or maintenance of cell polarity; centrosome cycle
Cellular component (GO): cell cortex; nucleus; apical plasma membrane
Molecular function (GO): protein kinase C binding
Source: RefSeq, a predicted model, not a curated record